Gorilla gorilla gorilla (western lowland gorilla) is the source of this 3448-nucleotide messenger RNA. Its product is annotated as annexin A8. Gene Ontology annotation, biological process: negative regulation of serine-type endopeptidase activity; endosome organization; endosomal transport. Bases 1610 to 2593 code for a protein of 327 amino acids. The record is from RefSeq and is a predicted model, not a curated record. NCBI's taxonomy places the organism in Eukaryota, Metazoa, Chordata, Mammalia, Primates, Hominidae. Gene Ontology annotation, molecular function: phosphatidylserine binding; calcium ion binding; calcium-dependent phospholipid binding. Gene Ontology annotation, cellular component: vesicle membrane; cytoplasm; plasma membrane. The transcript has 16 exons.
CAGCACGGAGUUGAGGGGUGCAGACCUGGGGAGGUCUCCUGGGGGCAGGGCAUGAGUCCUGGUGCUGGGUGAACACUGGCAGCUUGGACCCUUCCCUCUGGAAAUCUGGGGAGCCUUUCUUGUCAAAACAGCCUAUUCUGAAUAACCUAUGCAGGAAAAGGAAGAUGGAUUUUUAUUUUUACCAUAACUUUAAAGCUUCAAAGAUUUCUUAACACGUCACCAAGUCUGUUCAAAGUCAAAAAGGGCAUUUUCAAUUUCAUCCAAGUCCCCUAAAGCAUGUUUAUUUUUAUUUUUAUUUGUAUUUGAAAUGGAGUCUUGCUCUGGCACCCAGGCUGGAGUGUAGGGGUGCGAUCUCGGCUCACUGUAACCUUUGCCUCCUGGGUUCAAAGUGAUUCUCAUGCCUCAGCCUCCUGAGUAGCUGGGAUUACAGGCACCCACCACCAUGCCCGACUAAUUUUUGUAUUUUUAGCAGAGACGGGGUUUCGCCAUUUUGGCCAGGCUGGUCUCAAACUCCUGACCUCAAGUGAUCCAUUCUUCUUGGCCUCCCAAAGUGCUGGGAUUACAGGCGUGAACCACUGCACCUGGUCCCGAAGUGUAUGUUGUAUUCAGAGGUCAGCAGCUAUGUGUGGGGAGGCCCAGCCAGGCCCCACUCAUGGGUCAUCGUGUGAAAAAGUCUUGCCUGAGUUUGUGUCCUCUUUCUAAAUGGCAGCAGACGCGUAUUUUGUUUUUGGCUCUGCAGCUGGUGUGGACCACCUGCUUUGACCUUUCACUAGCCUCUGAGUUUUUUAUGAUUCCUGUUGGGAGAAAAGCUGAGUGUUGGGAGAGAAGCUGAGGCAGGGCUUGCUAGAUUUGCUGGCUCCUUGCUUCUAGCACUCCCAUUAUCUCAAGUAGCCAUAUGUUUCUCAUUCACUUGAUACACCGUUUCCUUUCAACCUCCACAUCCUCACCACCUGUUUCUUUGUUAGAUCACCAAUAAAUAGCGUGGGCUCCCAGAACUCGGGGCCUUCGCAGCCUUCACACUCGCGAUAGCGCCCUGCUCCUAUUUUCUCUCUCGAACUGUCUCUUUCUCAUUCCUUUGACUCCGCUGGACUUGCCGCCCCCGUGACCUGGUGUUGGGUCUCAUCAUCCCAACAGAUUCCCAUUCUAAAGAUGAGGGAACCAAGAGGUGGAAGUUCAUGCCGUGGAGGAAGUGGUGAAGGAGGUGGUGGGACAUGCCAAGGAGACUGGAGAGAAAGCCAUUGCUGAAGACAUAAAGAAAGCCCAAGAGUCAGGGGACAAAAAGAUGAAGGAAAUCACCGAGACAGUGACCAACACAGUCACAAAUGCCAUCACCCAUGCAGCAGAAAGUCUGGACAAACUUGGACACUACAGCUGAACCUUAUAUCCUGGUUUGGUUCCUGAUGACUUUCAAAUUCUCCUGACCCAAACGCAAGCUCAGAAGCACAAGCACAUUGUUGGUGGCAGUACAGACUGAAACACCCUCUUUGGAUGGCAGUUCCUCUCACAGGACUUUAUUCUCCAGCUGCAGGAGCCAGACGUGUGGAGUCCCAGCAGAGGCCAACCUGUGUCUCUUCAUCUCCCUGGGAAAGGUGCCCCCGAGGUGAAAGAGAUGGCCUGGUGGAAAGCCUGGAUUGAACAGGAGGGUGUCACAGUGAAGAGCAGCUCCCACUUCAACCCAGACCCUGAUGCAGAGACCCUCUACAAAGCCAUGAAGGGGAUCGGGACCAACGAGCAGGCUAUCAUCGAUGUGCUCACCAAGAGAAGCAACACGCAGCGGCAGCAGAUCGCCAAGUCCUUCAAGGCUCAGUUCGGCAAGGACCUCACUGAGACCUUGAAGUCAGAGCUCAGUGGCAAGUUUGAGAGGCUCAUUGUGGCCCUUAUGUACCCGCCAUACAGAUACGAAGCCAAGGAGCUGCAUGACGCCAUGAAGGGCUUAGGAACCAAGGAGGGUGUCAUCAUUGAGAUCCUGGCCUCUCGGACCAAGAACCAGCUGCGGGAGAUAAUGAAGGCAUAUGAGGAAGACUAUGGGUCCAGCCUGGAGGAGGACAUCCAAGCAGACACAAGUGGCUACCUGGAAAGGAUCCUGGUGUGCCUCCUGCAGGGCAGCAGGGAUGAUGUGAGCAGCUUUGUGGACCCGGGACUGGCCCUCCAAGACGCACAGGAUCUGUAUGCGGCAGGCGAGAAGAUUCGUGGGACUGAUGAGAUGAAAUUCAUCACCAUCCUGUGCACGCGCAGUGCUACUCACCUGCUGAGAGUGUUUGAAGAGUAUGAGAAAAUUGCCAACAAGAGCAUUGAGGACAGCAUCAAGAGUGAGACCCAUGGCUCGCUGGAGGAGGCCAUGCUCACUGUGGUGAAAUGCACCCAAAACCUCCACAGCUACUUUGCAGAGAGACUCUACUAUGCCAUGAAGGGAGCAGGGACGUGUGAUGGGACCCUGAUAAGAAACAUCGUUUCAAGGAGCGAGAUUGACUUAAAUCUUAUCAAGUGUCACUUCAAGAAGAUGUAUGGCAAGACCCUCAGCAGCAUGAUCAUGGAAGACACCAGCGGCGACUAUAAGAACGCCCUGCUGAGCCUGGUGGGCAGCGACCCCUGAGGCACAGAAGAACAAGAGCAAAGACCAUGAAGCCAGAGUCUCCAGGACUCCUCACUCAACCUCGGCCAUGGACGCAGGUUGGGUGUGAGGGGGGUCCCAGCCUUUCAGUCUUCUAUUUCCCUAUUUCCAGUGCUUUCCAGCCGGGUUUCUGACCCAGAGGGUGGAACCGGCCUGGGCUCCUCUUCCCAACUUCCUCCAGGUCAUUUCCCAGUGUGAGCACAAUGCCAACCUUAGUGUUUCUCCAGCCAGACAGAUGCCUCAGCAUGAAGGGCUUGGGGACUUGUGGGUCAUUCCUUCCUCCCUGCAGGAGCUUCCCAAGCUGGUCACAGAGUCUCCUGAGCACAGGUUAUACAGACCCCAGCCCCAUUCCCAUCUACUGAAACAGGGUCUCCACAAGAGGGGCCAGGGAAUAUGGGUUUUUAACAAGCGUCUUACAAAACACUUCUCUAUCAUGCAGCCGGAGAGCUGCCUGGGAGCCCUUUUGUUUUAGAACACACAUCCUUCAGCAGCUGAGAAACGAACACGAAUCCAUCCCAACCGAGAUGCCAUUAACAUUCAUCUAAAAAUGUUAGUCUCUAAAUGGAUGAAAAAUUCUCUCGCCAUCUUAAUAACAAAAUAAACUACAAAUUCCUGACCCAAGGACACUGUGUUAUAAGAGGCGUGGGCUCCCCUGGUGGCUGACCAGGUCAGCUGCCCUGGCCUUGCCACCCCUCUGCAUGCAGCACAGAAGGGUGUGACCAUGCCCUCAGCACCACUGUUGUCCCCACUGAACGGCAACUGAGACUGGGUACCUGGAGAUUCUGAAGUGCCUUUGCUGUGGUUUUCAAAAUAAUAAAGAUUUGUAUUCAACUCAAA